Necator americanus (New World hookworm) is the source of this 1383-nucleotide messenger RNA. RefSeq lists its product as uncharacterized. Gene Ontology annotation, biological process: amino acid transmembrane transport. Bases 1 to 1383 code for a protein of 460 amino acids. The transcript is spliced from 12 exons. The record is from RefSeq and is a predicted model, not a curated record. Gene Ontology annotation, molecular function: L-amino acid transmembrane transporter activity. NCBI's taxonomy places the organism in Eukaryota, Metazoa, Nematoda, Chromadorea, Rhabditida, Ancylostomatidae.
AUGUCCGAAAACAUCGAGAAUUCGGGACCGAAGCCCGAAAAUUCCGAGAAAUCGGAACGGAAUUCACAGAGCAGCAUAGUCACGAUCUUCUCGCUAUGGAACACAAUGAUGGGAGUUUCAUUGUUGAGUAUGCCGUGGGCCCUUUAUCAGGCUGGUCUUGUGCUCGGUCUAGCUAUUAUGUUGGCUAUGGCAUUCCUUUGCUUCUACACAGCCUAUCUUGUCAUUCAAAGUCCAGUUGGCAUGGAGAAAACGGACUCGAUAGUGUUGGAGUUCGCGGAUAUUUGUCGUGUGUUUCUCGGAAAAAUUGGAGAAAUGAUUGCGCUUGUGUUCUCGAUCACUAUUUUAAUUGGAGCUGUCCUAGCAUACUGGGUUCUUAUGUCGAAUUUCCUGUAUUUUAGUGGUACACUUCUUUACGGGUUAAUAAAUCCUUCUAACAAUACUCUAACGGAUGACGAUGAAGGAGUUUGUGAUAUUCACUGUGGGAUGGACAGUAGCCUGACGUCGUCAUCCUCGAACACUACUCGCCAAGAAAUUGUCUUCGGUCUCACAUUUGACGAGAUAUGGCAACUAAGGCUUACUGUACCAAUUUUACUUGCUGUACUCACUUUUCCACUGUUAAACUUCAAGUCUCCAACGUUUUUCACGAAAUUCAACAUGUUUGGAACUAUAUCUGUUAUGUAUCUGUUGAUUUUUAAUGGAGUACGAUUGCAAAAAUGUGGUAUUUCCUGGGAUUUCACAAAUAGUUCAUCGCCACAUUAUGUAGAAAAAUUCAGUUGGAAUUUCCCAGCAUUAACAGGGAUGUUGACAAUGUCAUAUUUCAUACAUAAUGCUAUAAUUACGAUUUUACGAAGCCAAAGGAAUCCGGAGAAUAACACAAGAGAUCUUUCUUUUGGUUAUGCUCUAGUUGCUUUCAGCUACAUUUUUGUUGGAUUUACCUUCUAUUCAGCAUAUCCGCUGGAAAGAACAUGCAUCCCUGAUAAUUUAUUAAAUAGCUUCCGUGCGGAUUAUCCAUACAGUGCAGUGGCUCGAUGUAUGAUUCUUUUCCAGUUAAUUACAAUAUUGCCGUUAAUUUUAUUUUUUAUUCGAUCGCAAGUAUUUUGUGCCAUUUUUAAAACUCCGUGGCCAGGCUUGUUACUUGUAUUGCUUCUGAACGGGACAAUAGUAUGCGCUGGUGUAUUAACUGCUAUAUUUUUCCCCAAUAUUGGAAGUAUUAUACGAUAUUUCGGAGCGUUUUCGGGUUUGAUGUACGUGUAUGCGUUGCCAUGUCUUAUCUACAUGAGAAAACGUUACCUGGAGGGUCAACUGACAAUCCCUUCUGCAAUUGUGCACACUAUUAUUUCUAUUUUUGGAGUAGUCAACCUCAUCGCUCAGUUCUUCGUCUAA